Messenger RNA from Lucilia cuprina (Australian sheep blowfly), 1704 nucleotides. Its product is annotated as twitchin-like. The transcript is spliced from 5 exons. Lineage: Eukaryota; Metazoa; Arthropoda; Insecta; Diptera; Calliphoridae. The annotation marks the transcript as partial. Gene Ontology annotation, molecular function: protein binding. The record is from RefSeq and is a predicted model, not a curated record.
AUGUAUCGCAUAUGCAAACAAGAGUCGUUCUUAAGUCCAUUGAUUGAUCAGUUUGCAAAAGAAGGCAAGGAUAAGAAGGUUGUUUUUGAAGCUCGUUUCAGUAAACCAAACUGCAAACCUAAAUGGUUGUUCCGCAAGGAUGAAUGCUUCCCCGGCAGUAAAUUCAAGUUCAAGAAUGAAAACGAUACAUACCAACUGAUUAUUACGGCACCUAAAGUUGAAGAUACAGGCAAGUAUACUAUUGAAAUCGGCGGUGUUUCCAGUACGGCUUUCCUUAAUGUGGAAGAAGCAGAUCCUAGCUACACUUUCACUAAACCUCUGAAGAAGAAACUUGAAGGUUAUACAGAACACGAAACAACGUUAGAAUGUUCGGUUAGCAGCAGCAUGGCCAAUGUAUCCUGGUUUAAGGACGGUAAAAAGAUCGAAUCUGAUGAUCCACGUUAUCUUAUAUCAAAAGACAUCAAUGGUAAUCUGAAACUGAUCAUUAAGGACUCUUUAUUGGAAGAUACUGGUCACUACACCUGCCAAUUAGACAGACAACCGGACAAAACCGAAUGCAAACUUAAGAUUGUCGAGUAUCCAUAUAAAUUCGUGAAGGUUUUGAAAUCUCAACAAUGCAUCGAAAAGGAUACUGUCACCUUGGCCUGUGAAAUUGAUGAUGCUCAAGGUGAAGUGAAAUGGUGGCGUAACGAUGAAGAAAUCAAGCCCGACAAACGUAUACAAAUCGUUAAAGACGGACGCAAACGAAAACUUAUCCUUAAAGACUGCAAAGUUACCGAUGCCGGCAUAUUUAAAUGUACCACGAAUGCAGAUAAAACUGAAGCAGAAAUCAUCAUUAACUAUCAAAAUCGUUUCAACAAGAAACUUAAGGACACCGAUGCCGUGGAACGCGAGAAAUUGGUACUCGAUGUUGAAUUGCAAGAUCAAACAGCUCCAUGUGACUGGAAAUUCAACGGCGAGCCAAUUGUUCCCAGUGACCGCAUUGAGAUUAAAAACUUGGGUGGUGGCAAACAUCAACUCGUCUUUAAUAAUUUAGAAUUGGCUGAUGAGGGUGAGAUAACUUGUGAAUCUGGACAAUUGAAGUCAAGCUGUAAGUUAACUGUACGAAAAGGUGAAAGUAAGCCUAAUAUCGACUGUCCCGAUGAGUUUGCUGGUCCGAUUAGUUCACCUGUUAUAUUGGAAGUACCAUACAAAGUUAACGGUACUAAACAAACACCUGUCGAGGCUAAACUUUUAAAGAAUGGAAAGCCUUUAGCUGUGAAAGAUGUAGAGGUUGCUAUUACAGAUGAUAAGAUCACCUUUAAAAUUAAAAAACCCACACGAGACAUGUCUGGUCCUUAUCAAAUCAAGUUAUCUAACGGCCAGGGUGAUGAUAUUAAGGAUGUAAAUGUAAUUUGCCAGGAUGUACCUCAGCCACCGCGCGAUGUUAAUGUUACAGACAUUUACCAAACUUCAUGCAAAGUUGUAUUCAAGCCACCUGAAGAUGAUGGUGGGUCUCCAAUUAUAAAAUAUAUUGUAGAAAGACAAGACAUUAGUAAGAAGCAAGGUUGGGAAUCUAUAGCUGAAGUAUUGCAGGGUGAACCAUGCUCAAAGAGCAUCGAAGACUUGGUACCGAAAAAACAAUACAGAUUCCGCAUUCGUGCUGUCAAUAAGAUCGGUCCUUCUGAUCCAGCUACAUUUAAGAAUACUAUUCUUGCAAAGGAU